Messenger RNA from Rhinopithecus roxellana (golden snub-nosed monkey), 1505 nucleotides. RefSeq lists its product as uncharacterized. The coding region runs from base 169 to 798 and encodes 209 amino acids. The transcript has 2 exons. The record is from RefSeq and is a predicted model, not a curated record. NCBI's taxonomy places the organism in Eukaryota, Metazoa, Chordata, Mammalia, Primates, Cercopithecidae.
AAAAUAUUUUGGAACUAGAUAGAAGUGAUGGUUGCACGACACUGUGAAUGUCUUAAAUGGCACCGAACCCUUUAAAGGGGCUAAUUUUAUGUUAUUGGAUUUUCCUUCCACUAAAAAACUGCACGGUGCGGCUGGAACACCGAGCUCACUGAAUCCUCUAAGUAAUCAAUGGCUGUACUCUGGUGCCCUGAGUGUUUGACCUUUCACCCAGAAAACGCUUUAAACUCACUCCGGGAAAUCAUCUUUUGUCCUAAGAGCCUAGGCUUGCUGGAGGCACAGAGGGAGUUUCAAAGGCCUCAAACACCCAGGACACCGGUAAGUAACGCUUUGCGCGGCGCGGCCGUGACCUCGGCAGCAGCAGGGGGCUUUGUUGCCGCUGUGCUCGCCCUCUGCGAACGCUGUCGCCCUGACACAGCGGUCCUUCGGCAAACCUCGUCCCUCCCCACCCCACGCACCUCCAGGAUAGGACUCUGGGCCACCAUCGGGCACCCCCGGCACCGGGCACGUUCAGCCUCUGGUCAACCGGAGGGGCCGAACAGCGAAGGCCCACUGGAGCGUGGAAGCGAUCGGCCCCCGGGGACGCCCAGCCCCGGGCUCCCCUCCGGCCCGCACGCGGUUGCCGCGCGGCCUGCCGGGAAACGUAGUUUCCGGGGACCAGGGAGCAGCCCCGCCCGGGACUUGUUUAUCGUUGCAAAGAGGGGCCGAAGGGGAAGGGGCGGCGAGGCUGUGCUGCAGGUCGGGGCAGCCCCGAGGUCUGACGUGUCCGCGCCCCUGCGGCCCUGCUCCCGACCGCAGUGACCUCCCCUUGCACGGGGCGGACACGGGCAAUGUCACGGGCCCCACCGCGCACCGCGAGCACUCACCAGGGUGAGGGCUGCCCGGGUGGGCUGCAGCUUCCUCUUGCUCACAGCCCGGACAGUUGCCCGGACUAAGGAAGCCGACAUCUUCGCCGUCCCGGCGCCCCGGUGCCUCGGGCCGGAGAUCGGCCACCUCAGCCUCUCUCCAUGGACACGGCGGGCGCAUUGACGCCACAAGCUUCGGCGCACGGCUCCCUCAGGCCUAGCCCCGCCCCAACGCCACUAUUGGGUUCCGAAAGGAGAGUUCAGAAUUCCAUCAAGUACUUCUGACUUCCUGCUACAGAAAUGCAAUCGCAUUGACAGUAAGAGGAUGCUUUUUUUUUUUUUUUUUCCCUAAGCCUUAUCUGCACAUAAAGAAACUGGGGGCCGGGCGCGUGGCUCACGCCUGUAAUCCCAACACUUUGUGAGGCCGAGGCGGGCAGAUCACCUGAGGUCAAGAGUUCGAGACCAGGGUGGCCAACAUGGUGAGACCCCCAUCUCUGCUAAAAAUACAAAAAUUAGCCGGGUGUGGUUGUGUACACCUGUCAUCCCAGCUACUCAGGAGGCUGAGGCAGGAGAAUCGCUUGAACCUGGGAGGCGGAGGUUGCAGUGAGCUGAAAUCGUGCCACUGCACUCCAUCCUGGGUAAGGGAGUGAGACUCUAUCUCAA